Molecule: messenger RNA, 1182 nt
Organism: Dermatophagoides pteronyssinus (European house dust mite)
Lineage: Eukaryota; Metazoa; Arthropoda; Arachnida; Sarcoptiformes; Pyroglyphidae
Gene: Nubpl
Product: NUBP iron-sulfur cluster assembly factor, mitochondrial
Biological process (GO): iron-sulfur cluster assembly; mitochondrial respiratory chain complex I assembly
Cellular component (GO): mitochondrion
Molecular function (GO): 4 iron, 4 sulfur cluster binding; ATP binding; ATP-dependent FeS chaperone activity
Source: RefSeq, a predicted model, not a curated record
UUCGCAUUUUUGAAUUUCACACGUGACAAACAUGCAUGCAAGAAUCGAAUCAGCUGAUAAUCGUAGCGCACUAAUCGAAAGCAAUAUGAAUUUAGCUAAAAAUUUUUAUCGUAUUUAUCGUCGUCAAAUCAAUCCAUCAUUAAUAAUAUGGUCAUCGUCAUAUUCGACGACAAUAUCGUCAUCGGAUAAAAAACGAACAAAAUUUUCGAAAAAACUUCCAAUUGCCGGUGUCGAACGAAUCAUAUUGAUAUCAUCAGCAAAAGGUGGUGUGGGAAAAUCUUCAGUUACAGUUAAUCUAGCUUUGGCAAUCAAAUGUUUAUAUCCUAAUAAAAAAAUUGGCAUACUUGAUGCCGAUAUAUUUGGACCAUCAUUACCGACAAUGAUCGGCUUAUUGGGUAAAAAACCUACCACUAAUAAACAAAACCUAAUAAUACCAUUAGUUAACUAUGGAGUGAAAUGUAUGUCGAUGGGAUUUUUGGUGGACGAAGAUAAACCAAUUGUUUGGCGUGGAUUGAUGGUCAUGUCAGCUAUGGAAAAACUUUUACGAUUCGUUUAUUGGGGCAAUCUAGAUCUGUUGAUUAUUGAUAUGCCACCUGGAACAGGUGAUACUCAACUAUCAAUCGUACAAAAUAUACCAAUCGAUGGUGUUAUCAUUGUAACCACACCACAAAAAGUUUGCCUAGCCGAUGUUGUUCGUGGUACACAAAUGUUUCAAGAUUUAGAUGUUCCCGUAUUAGGAUUCGUUAAAAAUAUGAGCCAUUUUAUAUGUGAUAAUUGUUCACACCAUCAAUCAAUUUUUUGGGAUUCUAAUGAAUUGGAAUAUUUAGCCAAAAAAUUUAAUACCGAAAUUUUAGCCCAAAUUCCAUUGGAUCCAAAUCUGUCAAAAUCAUUGGAUAAUGGUUGUCCUUUAGUGGUUGAAAAUCCUGAUAAUCCAUGUUCACAGAUAUUCAUUCAAUUAGCAGGAAAAGUUCUCAGCAAUUUAGAAAAUGAAAGAUGAAAAAAUUAAAAACGAUGAUCAGAUCAGAAAUCGCUUCGUCAACAACAAAAAAGUUUUUACGAAACGAAACAAUUUUUCCCGAAGAACAAAAAAGCUACAAAUUAACGUAUCUUUAACGUUCUCGGUUAUUAUUGUUUCUGGAUAAUCGUUAAUUUUUGUUCAGAUAUCCGUUCAAUCAUCAAUUC